AUUCCGAGAACGCCGUCCCCGGCGUGUCUCCCCCUCGCGCCGGCGGCCGUGGUGCAGCUCAAGGCGGAAGCGGCUGCCUGAAGGAACCGGCUCCCGAACGCCGCAAUGGCUGCGGGCGCGCCCUGUGCGUUGGUCACUAGCUGCUCCUCCACCUUCUCUGGGGACCGGCUGGUCCAACAUAUCCUUGGAACAGAAGAUCUUACUGUGGAAGUGACUUCCAAUGAUGCUGUGAGAUUCUAUCCCUGGACCAUUGAUAAUAAAUACUAUUCAGCGGACAUCAAUCUAUGUGUGGUACCAAACAAAUUUCUUGUUACUGCAGAGAUUGCAGAAUCUGUCCAAGCAUUUGUGGUUUACUUUGACAGCACACAAAAAUCAGGUCUUGAUAGUGUCUCCUCAUGGCUUCCACUGGCAGAAGCAUGGUUACCUGAGGUGAUGAUCUUGGUCUGUGAUAGAGUGUCAGAAGAUGGUGUAAACCGACAAAAAGCUCAAGAAUGGUGCAUCAAACAUGGCUUUGAAUUGGUAGAACUUAGUCCAGAGGAGUUGCCUGAGGAGGAUGAUGACUUCCCAGAAUCUACAGGAGUAAAGCGAAUUGUCCAAG
Messenger RNA from Cebus imitator (Panamanian white-faced capuchin), 598 nucleotides. Its product is annotated as alpha- and gamma-adaptin-binding protein p34-like. Lineage: Eukaryota; Metazoa; Chordata; Mammalia; Primates; Cebidae. The record is from RefSeq and is a predicted model, not a curated record. The transcript is spliced from 5 exons. The annotation marks the transcript as partial.